Molecule: messenger RNA, 834 nt
Organism: Calypte anna (Anna's hummingbird)
Lineage: Eukaryota; Metazoa; Chordata; Aves; Apodiformes; Trochilidae
Gene: RSPH9
Product: radial spoke head 9 homolog
Exons: 5
Coding region: 7-834 (275 amino acids)
Biological process (GO): cilium movement involved in cell motility; motile cilium assembly; axoneme assembly
Cellular component (GO): radial spoke; axoneme
Source: RefSeq, a predicted model, not a curated record
GAGGCCAUGGAGUCGCUGUCGGUCCCCGCUGGCCUGGAUCUGGUGUCCGGCGGCGGCCUGGGACUGAGCCCGGAGAAGCGGGCGGCGCUGGGGACCUCGCUGGUGCUCCUGCAGCGCGACUACCGCUUCCAGCGGGUCUGGUUCUGGGGCUGCAUUCAGGGCGUGCGCGGCGCCUACUAUAUCGCCGAGGGGCUGGGCCCAGACCUCGCUGCCCCCCGCAGCCGCCUCUACAGCUUGAACUGUGUGGAGUGGAACCUCCUGCCACCAGCGACCAAGGAGAUGGUUGCUCAGGCUGAGCAGCUGACGGGCCGUUUCCAGGGGGAUCCUUCUUUUGAGUAUGAGAACCCUGAGGCAGAUGCAGAAGAUGCUGAAGGAGUGGCUGAAGUUGCUAAGGAGUCCAUAAUGAAGGAGGAGGCCCGUCUAGUAGCUACAAUUGAUCAGAUAGACAGAGCAGUUGGUAUCAUCCCUCGGGGGGCAUUGAUGAAGACUCCUCUUGGGUCUGUGUGUGAAAACAGAAACUUUGAAGGUCUUUCUUUGACAGAAGCAAAAAAGCUAAGUUCCUAUUUCCAUUUUACUGAGCCUGUUAACCUGAAGAAUAAAACCCUGCUGGAAAAGGCUGACUUGGACCCAUCCACUGACUUUCUAGACUCGCUGGAGCAUGAUAUCCCACAAGGGUCCUGGACUGUCCAGCUAGAGAGAGGAGACAGUGUGGUGGUGCUACGAAGCCUGCUGUGGCUGGGACUGACAUUCUACCACGUCCCAAUGACCAAGCAGUACGGCUACCUCUACUUUGGCACUGGUGAGAAGAAUUUAGAUCUGCCCUUCAUGCUGUGA